CCGUCGCGCAGUGCGCAGAUAAGAGGUCGCGCGUGCGCAAGCGCUCGUCCCAGCGGCUGCCGGAAGCCAAGAUGGCGCGUAUGUGGUCUCCAGGUCGUAGUUGGCGCCUUAUCAGUAUCUGAACUAAGUAGUUUGGAAGCCGCUGUGGCAAGCAGCGCCUCUCUGCCGUCAUGGCCCGGCAUCGGAAUGUCCGAGGCUAUAACUACGAUGAAGAUUUUGAGGAUGAUGAUUUCUAUGGCCAGUCUGUAGAGGAUGAUUAUUGUAUUUCGCCAUCAACAGCUGCUCAGUUUAUUUAUUCACAACGUGACAAACCUUCAGUUGUUGAGCCUGUGGAAGAGUGUUAUUAUGAUGAUCUGAAAGAUUCCUCUAAUUCUCUUUCACACCAACAGCUAAGUGGAAUUGAUCAAGCUCGUCUUUAUUCCUGUCUUGAUCACAUGAGAGAGGUGCUGGGGGAUGCUGUGCCUGAUGAAAUACUGAUUGAAGCAGUUCUGAAGAACAAGUUCGAUGUGCAGAAGGCUUUGUCAUUUGUUCUGGAACAAGAUAAUGUGCAGAAUUUGAAGGACAAGAGUGGGAGAGUAAUGUCUACAGGAAAGAUACCAAAAGGAGUCUUAUUUUCUUCCUCUGAAGCUUUAGCUGAUAAUAUUCAGAGUUCUUAUUCCCAAUCAGAAAGUCAUUUGGAUUGCACUACCAAAUCCUUUGACUUUUCUAGCUCAGUAGCAAAAAACGGAUCUUACAAUUCUUCAGUUGUACCAAGUCAAUAUUUACUUCAUAGGAAAAAGAAACUUGACAGACCUAAAAGUGAAAAGGAACUAAAAUUAUGUAAGUUAUCAAAAGAGCUUUCAUUAGCUGACCUAAUUCAUGAUAUGCCAAGAGACACUUGUAAAAGUCAUCCACCAGUAAGACUAUCAUCCGCAGAUAGUUUGGAAAGCAUGCUUUCAAAGAAUGUAGAUGCUGAUUUGUUAAGAUCUCAUGCAUCUGAAUGUGUUUCCAAAGACAAUUGUGUUUUCAAAGGAAUACCAGAUUUAAAAUCUUUAAUGAUAGAGAGCACAACAGACAGUAAUUUAUUUAUUCAAAACAGUUCACUACCUGAUUUCCAGAACAUUCCAACACAAAACAACGUGAGAAGUUUGAACAGUCCUUUGCACUUACCUAGUUCAUUGGAAAAUACAACUCUUGAUAAUUUAAACCCUAGUAAAAAUACUGAUGUUGGAAAUGUUUCUUUAGUUGAACGAAGUGCCAAGAACUACAUUUUAAAAAAUGACAAUUUGCAGUUUUCGCACUGUGAAAGUCCAUCCCUAGUUGAACUGUUUCAGGAGCAUAAAGGAAGUGAUCCAAGCCAGUGCUUCAGUUUAUCUGAUCUGUGUAAUCAGUCUUCUGCCAGUUUCAGAGAUCUAAGUUUGGGAUCCUUUCCCCUGUCACAGUUAGCAAGUCGUUGUCAGUCUUCUACUGGAAUAUCAGAAUUAACAGGAUCUCUAUCAGCUUUGGCAUUUCAUAAAGCUUCUCCUACAAGAGAUCUUGAGAAUUUGUCCCUUUCUGAUUUGAUUGCAGAAACCAUUGAUGUAGACAGUGCUCAGAUUAAGAAAGAUUCCUUUGAGCCCAGUUUAUCUGAAAUGAGGUCUUCUGGAAUAGAUUCAAAUAUUGAUCUUAGUGUCCUGAUAAAAACUCCAGAUUUUGUGACAAAGCCUAGAGUUGAGCAAUCGGUUGCUCCAACAUCAGGAACUAAAGUUCUGAGUUCAAAGUUAGGGAAAAAUUUCAGUUCUUUCAAGGAUAAUAAGAAAAACAGUAAAAGUUCUCUGACUAGGACACCACCCUUUUCUGUCUCGUGGACCAAGGCCCUUGCUGCUAGACCUUCUGCUUUUGCUUCGACACUGUGUCUUCGUUACCCGCUGAAAAGCUGCAAGCGGCGCACCCUUGACCUCUAUAAGACUUUUCUUUACAGUAGACAAGUUCAAGAUGUAAAGGACAAAGAAAUAAGCCCUCUUGUAGCAAUAACACCAUUUGACUUCAAGUCAGCCUCUCCUGAUGACAUUGUGAAAGCUAAUCAAAAGAAAGCAUUUACUAGAGAAUAGUAACAAAAGGAAAAGCUGGUUAUUGUUGUAGAGCUUUUUAUUUUAAACUAAUUUAAAGUCUUUGCAGGAUCACUUUAUAUUAUGGGAUUCAAAUUGUGGUUUUUACUAAAAUUGUCUUAAGUCAGUUGAAAGCAACUUAAGUCGAUAUGGAUUUUUGCACUGAAAAUUUUUUACUAUGUCUUCUUUUAGUGAUAACUGGUUUUAUUUGUGUUAAUAGCCUGUAAUGAGUGUAUGUUUACAAAGCGCAUAUGGCAACUUGAUAUUGUGAAGUUGAACCUCAGAUAUUUUUGUUUGGCAUUCAACUUUAUAAGUUUUUAUGAGAUAUUUUCUUCUACAAAGUAUUUUUGUGCUUUUUUCCCUUAAAAAUGCCACCAGCUGGGAUUAUUAUAGUGUAAAGAUUAUUCUUAUAAUAUGUGGCAAAGCAAAGCUGAGACAUAAUUAUAUUUUAAAAUGUUCUUGGUAUACUUUCCAAUGUCAUUACUUUUCUGUAGGUGAAUUCUAAAACUUUUCUAUUAGAAAAUCUUAAAAUUCCUAACAUUUGAGAGUACUAUGGUUAUGGUUGAAAUAUAUUUCUAAUGAUAAUAAAAUGAAAAUCUUUUAAGGGACCAUGUAAAUAUGAAGUUGGAAUAAUACAUAAACUAUUUUUAUACAUUUUCAAAAUCAUUUGUGAUAAAAAUAAAUAUACUUUAAAAAUAAAUACAGGAUGUUUUCAAGUAUGAUUGCAUGUUCUUUGAAUAGACAGUUUUUAUCAGAUCUCUGAAACUUUUUCUUUACAAUAAAUAGCAAAAUACGGAAUUUUCAUUUUUUGCUACUGAUGGCUGUGUGUUCUACAAUGAGCAAGUUUUAUUAAUGGCUCUUUUGGUCCAUAGAAUAAGUAUAUAAAUCAUCCCUUAUAGCGGUGAUCCUGAAUCAGAGUAACUGGGGGAUAUUUUUAAAGUACCAGUGCUAUCUUUGCUCCAGACCUGCUGAAUCAAUCUCUUCUGGGUGGUGUGCUUUCAGGAUGAUCCCUUGAUGAUUCUGACAUCUACUUCUUGAGAAGGAAAUCAAUAGAAUGGAAUUAUUAAGGCUAAAAGUACCUGACCACCUGGAUUUCUAGAUAUCAAGAAAAUUACUUAUUGGGAGAAACGGUCUUUGGCAUAAAAUAAUGCUGAUUUUAUUUGUUUUCUUUUUUUUUUUCCCGAAAACAAAUGGUAUGGGGAUUGAACCCUGGCUGCUGGCCUGUCAGGCAUGCACCUGACAAAAAUUUGCCCUGUUGACUAAGGGGAUGUCACUUUUUGAGAUUC
Messenger RNA from Chinchilla lanigera (long-tailed chinchilla), 3352 nucleotides. It is a transcript of the gene Hbs1l, whose product is annotated as HBS1-like translational GTPase. Gene Ontology annotation, biological process: translation. The transcript is spliced from 5 exons. The record is from RefSeq and is a predicted model, not a curated record. NCBI's taxonomy places the organism in Eukaryota, Metazoa, Chordata, Mammalia, Rodentia, Chinchillidae. Gene Ontology annotation, molecular function: GTP binding; GTPase activity. Bases 171 to 2069 code for a protein of 632 amino acids.